AUGCGGGGAUGGAGUCCCGGUGAUCUAUUUGACGACUGCAGGAGAGGAGGAGGAGGAAGGCAAGGCGUUGGUGGCUCACGCGCGGAGGGCGUUCCGGUGAUCGACCUGACGGAGGAGGGCAGCGAUGAGGAGUGGGAGCAGAAGGUCAAGUGGGUGGGGCAGUACUCGUCGACCCAGAGCAUCCUACUCGUCGGCGACGGCGACUUCUCCUUCUCCUUGGCGCUCGCCGCAGGGUUCGGCUCGGGCGCCAACAUCGUCGCCACUUCUCUCGACUGCUACGACACCCUGAAGCAGAAGUACAGCGGAGCAGAAUCCAGUUUGGGGGAUCUGAAAAAAAUGGGGGCAGUAACUUUGCAUGGAAUCAAUGCGAUGAUGAAGCUUCAUACCAAUCUCAAGAUGAGGCGGUUUGAUAGGGUUGUUUUCAACUUCCCCCAUGCUGGGUUCAAGGGGAAAGAAGACCAACCACAUAUGAUCAACUCACAUAGGGGCCUGGUGAAAGACUUCUUCCGCAGUGCAAGCCUCCUGCUUCGACCAGAUGGGGAAGUUCAUGUCAGCCAUAAGACGAAGCACCCAUACAAAAAAUGGAACCUUGAAGGACUCGCUUCAGAGUUCGCUCUAUUUCUUGUCGAGCAAGUUGACUUUCACAUUGAGGAUUAUCCUGGAUACAACAACAAAAGAGGGGACGGGCUGCACAGUGAUCAGCCUUUUCUGCUAGGCAAGUGCAGCACUUUCAAGUUCAGGAUCGGAGACAUUAAGAAGAUGAAAAGGGUUGCAUCCCCCAGCCGACCAGCGAUACUGCAGGUGCUAUUCCUUGGGGUCAUCCUUGGCAUCCUUGGACUUGGGGCAGCUCUUGGUGAAGCUGUACAACUGCUCUAG
Molecule: messenger RNA, 876 nt
Organism: Panicum hallii
Lineage: Eukaryota; Viridiplantae; Streptophyta; Magnoliopsida; Poales; Poaceae
Product: heavy metal-associated isoprenylated plant protein 41-like
Biological process (GO): rRNA base methylation
Cellular component (GO): cytoplasm
Molecular function (GO): rRNA (uridine-N3-)-methyltransferase activity
Source: RefSeq, a predicted model, not a curated record